This is a messenger RNA of Aureobasidium musti, 846 nucleotides long. The record is from the annotation of a GenBank genome assembly. NCBI's taxonomy places the organism in Eukaryota, Fungi, Ascomycota, Dothideomycetes, Dothideales, Saccotheciaceae.
AUGUACCACAAUGAGCGCGAGGUCGGUAACGCCAUAACCGACUUCCUCAAGUCUCCCAACAACAUUGCGAACCACAAGCGCGAAGACAUUCACUACACAUCCAAGCUUGCAAGCAACAGUGACUACAACACAGCAAGAAAGAGCAUCAAGAAGAGUGUGCAAGAGUGCGGGCUGGGAUACAUCGACCUCUUCCUCUUGCACAGUCCUUACGGAGGAAAGAAGGCUCGUCUGGAGAGUUGGCGCGCCGUCGAGGACGCCAUCAUGGACGGUGAAAUCAAGAUUGGAGGUGUCAGCAACUACGGUGUCCAGCACCUGCAGGAGCUCCUCGACUCGAAGCCACGCAUCCAUCCGGCCGUCAACCAGAUCGAAGUGCAUCCAUUCAACACUCGCACCGACAUCACCUCUUUCUGUCAGAAGAAUGAUAUUAUGGUCGAGGCAUAUGCGCCUCUGGCGCGCGCUCUGCGCAUGAAGCACCCCGUCAUUGUCGAGCUCAGCAAGAAGUACAACUGCAACCCGGGCCAAUUGCUGGUGAGAUGGUCGGUUCAACAUGGCUACGUGCCGCUGCCCAAGAGCGUCAAGAAGGAGCGUAUCGUGCAAAACGGCGACAUUGGAGGAUUCGAGAUUGAGGAGAGCGACAUGACCAAGAUGGAUGGGCUGGACGAGUAUUUGGUGACAGGUAAGAAUGAACUGAAGAGGAAAAGAGUCAUCUGCCGGGAUGUUUUCGCUGACUUGCCAUUGUCAUCUCCANNGACUGGGAUCCGACGGAUGCGCCGUAAACCCCCGCCUGGANNGACCGCUGUCGGAGGGUGGCUAUCUCAAAUGUGUUCUCGUCUUAUCAGUUGUUGA